Messenger RNA from Zea mays, 1647 nucleotides. RefSeq names its product putative nuclease HARBI1. Lineage: Eukaryota; Viridiplantae; Streptophyta; Magnoliopsida; Poales; Poaceae. The record is from RefSeq and is a predicted model, not a curated record. The transcript is spliced from 3 exons. The coding region runs from base 263 to 1453 and encodes 396 amino acids.
GGACAAACAUUUGUCCAGGGAAAAGCCUUUUUCCGGUUGGAAACUGCCCCGGCCUCGGGAGGCCAGGCGAUUUUCGUUCUCCCGAUGCCAUCCCCGCCAUCCCCGCGACGGCCCGACUCCCAGCGACUCCAACCCUAGCCAACUCCUCCGCCGUCGCUCGUCUCCAACGCCAUCGCUCGUCUGCCAUUGCCACGAGCUCCUCCGCCGUUGCACCUGAUCCACACCGAGCUCUCUGACGCUGUCCCCUUCCCCUCCACAAGAUAUGGGUUCUUGGGAGGAGCAAGUUAGACAAUUUUUGUUAGAUGAGGAAGAAGACGACGAUGAGUUGUUCUUUGUUAUUCUGCCUGCUAUAAUUCCAUACCUCUCAGAAGAGAAAGAGCCCAUCCACACCUCCUCACUCACUGGUGCUAAAAAGGUUAGAGAAAUCCUUGAAGGACAUGAGAGUUGGUGCAAAUCCGAGUUCCGAAUGGAGCCAGCAAUAUUCAGAACCACAACAAAUUUUCUUAGAAGAGAGAAUUUACUACGAGACACACGAGGAGUUACCAUUGAGGAGCAGCUUGGGAUGUUCAUGUACAUGAUCUCCCACAAUGCUAGUAACCAAAUGCUACAGAAGGCUUUUCAACAUAGUGGAGAGACUAUCCAUAGAAAAAUAUCCGAAGUAUUUGAUAUUGUUCCCACACUAACUCAGCGUUUUGUGAAGCUUCCUAGCUCUAUCCAAACUCAUACCAAAAUUGCAACAGAUUCUAGGUUCAUGCCAUUUUUUCAGAACUGCAUUGGUGCAAUCGACGGCACACAUAUACCCAUCACCAUAGCAGAACAUAGAGCUGCUCCAUAUAGAAACAGGAAAGGAACUCUUUCAUACAAUGUUAUGGUAGCCUGCGACUUUGACCUUAAUUUCACAUUUGUUUCAUGUGGAUGGGAGGGGUCAGCCUCAGAUUCAGGGGUGCUUCGAUCUGCUAUUAGCAAAGGAUUUAGUGUGCCAGAAGGAAAGUUUUAUCUAGUAGAUGGUGGUUAUGCAAAUACAUCAUCCUUCAUUGCACCAUAUAGAGGGGUUCGAUACCAUCUCAACGAGUUUAGGAGGCGUCGUUCAUCACAAAGUGGUUAUGCGAACUACAGAGAGUUGUUCAACCACCGCCAUGCAAUUCUCCGUAACCAUAUAGAGAGGGCCAUCGGUGUUCUAAAGAAAAGGUUCCCGAUUCUAAAAGUAGGCACAUUUCAUCCCAUAGAGAACCAAAUUAAGAUCGCAGCUGCAACUGUUGCAUUUCACAACAUAAUUAGAGGGCAAAAUGGAGACGAAAGAUGGCUUGACAACCAACCGGAUUACAUCUCUCCAAGUCAAUAUGUUGAUGUUCCAGAGGGAGAUAUCAACUAUCUCAAUGACACAGAAUCAAGUGAUGGAAGUGCUCUAAGAGAUCAGACCGCACUUGAGAUGUGGGCUGCCUACAAUAGCUAGAUGUUAUAAUAGGAUGCCUACAAUAGCUAGUUGUGGGCUGCCUACUAUUAUUGCUUAGAGCACAAUAACUAUCUUUAUGGUUUGUAGUUUGUCAUGUAGGUAGUUGCCAAGUUAUGAACUUAAAGUUGCUUAGUUAUGUACUAUUAUUUCCACAAUUUCAGUUUUGAAUAAAGGAUGAUUUGGAACAAUGUGUA